GACGCCGAACCGUCUAGUCUAGACUCGGAUAAUCAAGUCUGAGAGGCCGGCGGCGGAUGGCAGGGAGAUUGUACUGUAAGAUGACUAGUAUAUGAAGUCGGCGGGAAUGCCACCCAAACACCACGGGCUGGAUCAUAUAACCCAUACAACACACUAGUGUAUUGGCUUUGGCUCUCGUCUGUAUAAGCCCAACUCCACCAAUUACACCUUUUAUAUCUUUAUACUCUACACCCAUGGCUCGCUUUUUGGGAAGCUACUUCUUUGGCGAAAAGGCGGUGGAAAAGGACGACAAGAGCGCCGUCCGAGCACUCCCUGCAUCAUGGUAUACUUCACAAGAACUCUAUGAGUUGGAGCGCCGCGCCAUCUUUUCCAAGAAGUGGCUGCUCAUCACACACAAGGCUCGUCUGGGAACAUCUGGCGACUGGCUUCGCUAUGAAGUUGCCGGGUUCCAGUUUGUCAUCUGCAAAGACCGCACAGGGUCGAUCAACGCCUUCCACAACGUCUGCCGGCACCGCGCGUUUCCUAUUGUCACCAAGGAGAAUGGCAACAAUAGCGUCUUUUCGUGCAAAUACCACGGGUGGUCGUACGGCAUGAAUGGCAAGCUCGCCAAAGCACCGGGCUACCAGGACCUCGAGGACUUUGAUAAGACACAGAACGGUCUCUUGCCGCUCCAUGUCCAUAUUGAUAACUGCGGCUUUGUCUGGGUCAACAUGGACGGCGGACAGAAGCCCGAGAUUGCUUGGGAGGACGACUUUGCCGGCAUCGACAAGCAGGAGCGCUAUGCUGCCUACAACUUUGACGACUAUGUCUUUGACCACACGUGGGAAAUGGCAGGCGACUACAACUGGAAGAUUCUCGCCGACAACUACAACGAGUGCUACCACUGCAAGUCGACGCACCCCGAUAUCCCGUCUAUUGCAGACCUCAACACAUACCGAGUCGAAACCAAGGGUGCCUAUAUCCAGCAUCUUGGAAACCCCAAGCCUGAACAGAUUGCCCGCGGACUGAAUGUAGCGGCGACGUACUUUUUCCCCAAUGCGUCCAUGAAUGUUUCACCGCACUUUUUCAUGAUUCAGCGUUUUGAGCCUGCUGGUCCACUCAAGGCCACCAUGCGCUACGAAGUAUACCGCAACAAGUCGUCCAGUAAUGAAGACUUUGAGCUUAUUGAUUCCAUGUACAAGCGCAUCAUGUCCGAAGAUAAGGUGCUCUGCACCAAUGCCCAAAACAACAUUAAUGCCGGCGUCUUUAUCAACGGCGAGCUGCAUCCAACACUGGAAAAGGGACCGCUAUACUUCCAAAAGUCGGUUCGUGAGCUAUUGCAGGAGCACAAUGAGCGCGAGACGGAUGCCGACUGUGAGAUUUGGCCAUCUCGUCAGACACUUCCCACUAAGGCCGUGGUGACCAGACGAGACAUGGACUUUUGCUCAGCGGUUGAUGUCUGCCGGCUGAACCGUGUGGAAGCUUAAGUUUUAUAACGGUGGUAUGUGCAUUGUAUUACUGGGAGGAUACUCGUGAUUCUUUUUGCUUUGAUCUUUUUUUACUUUUAUAUAUAGCGCCCUAAUGACUGUGUUUUUUGUAGCUUAACAUGAGAUAUGAUGAAAUUGACACACCUCCCUCUCCUCCCACCAAUCCAAGUCAUGCAGCGCCACACACCAACUUUCCUAGUGCAAGAGGCCAAGAAAAAAUAAAACAUGGCGGUGGCGCCAAACAGAAGGGGUCUUUUUGCACUGGAACGAUGGAGUUGCGCCCGCAUCGCCAGCUGAACGGGCUGUAAUCACCAAACGUAACGUAUUGCCUGAUAUUGCAGUGCUGCUGCUGCUGCUGCUGUAAGUAAGUGGGUAAGUAUCAA
Messenger RNA from [Torrubiella] hemipterigena, 1849 nucleotides. Lineage: Eukaryota; Fungi; Ascomycota; Sordariomycetes; Hypocreales; Clavicipitaceae. The record is from the annotation of a GenBank genome assembly.